AUGAUCAAGACUGUCUUGAUUACAAGAGAUUCCUCCAUUUCGUUGAAGGAUUUCAAGGCUCAGUUGCUUGCAGCUGAACAAACUGCAGAAGUUUCUGGCUCCAAGUUUGGUUAUAACUCGUUUCAUAGGAGCAAUAUUGUCCCUGAGUGUCAGCUUUGUUGCAAGCGGGGUCAUACCGCUGCCAACUGUUAUUUUAGGCAUGAUGCCUCUCCCGCUCAGGGCUCUGCACAAGUGAUUGAAUGCCAGAUUUGUGGAAAAAGGGGGCAUGAAGCUCUUGAUUGCUUCCAUCAUUCCAAUUACUCCUAUCAGGGACAACCUCUAUCUCCAAAGCUCUCCGCUAUGACUGCACGGAGCUCUUAUAUCCCUAAUCAAGUCUGGAUUGCAGACAAUGGUGCAUCUCAUCAUAUGGUUGCAGAUGUCUCCUCCUUGCAUCAUGACAAGCGAAUGAAGACCAUUCUACUCCAAGGACUGAGUCAUAAUGGUAUAUAUCCCAUCCCAUGUACAUUGCCUUCACAGUCCAAGGCAGUGGCGUUUCUUAGACAGAAAGUUAGUUCCUCUUUGUGGCAUCGAAGACUUGGUCAUCCCACCAAUGCUGUCGUCAAAUUGAUGCUCAAGAAUUCACAGUUAGAGUCUCUAAAUGAUGAUUCAAGUUAUGAGAAUGAUCAGCCUAUAUUUAGUGAUCAGCAAUUACAAGCGAUACUACCUUAUGAAGCAUUUUCCCCUUUUCCUCCUCCUCCUAAUCCAGAACCAGUAAACACACAUGUUAUGCAAACCAGAUCUAAGUCUGAUAUUGUCAGGCCAAAACAGUUUCAAGAUUAUCAAGGCUAUUUCACCUGUUUAACUGCAAGUGUUGAGCUAGAUGAACCUUGUAGUUAUAAAGUGGCCUUAUACUCAACUGAAUGGAGGAAAGCUAUGCAUAAGGAAAUUGAUGCCCUUCAAUUACAAGGUACUUGGAGUUUGGAGCCAAAUCCUGGCAACAAAAAUAUUGUUGGUAGUAAAUGGCUGUAUAAAAUAAAGAAGAAUUCAGAUGGAUCUAUUGCAAGCCCUAUCGUGAGGCAUACCACAGUUUGGUUGGUUUUAAGUCUUGUUGCUAUGAAUCACUGGUCAUUAAGGCAACUAGAUGUGAAAAAUGCCUUCCUUCAUGGAGAUUUAGAGGAGGAGGUGUUUAUGCGUCAACCACAAGGGUAUGAAGAUCCUGCUUAUCCAGAGUAUGUGUGUAAGCUCAAGAAAUCCUUGUAUGGUCUGAAGCAAGCUCCAAAGGCUUAG
Messenger RNA from Prunus armeniaca (apricot), 1266 nucleotides. NCBI's taxonomy places the organism in Eukaryota, Viridiplantae, Streptophyta, Magnoliopsida, Rosales, Rosaceae. The record is from the annotation of a GenBank genome assembly.